GCCCAGCAUUCCCCGCCUACCUCCAUAGCCAGACCCGAAACGCAAACGAAUCCAAAUCCCACCUUGGUCCGGAGAGAGAGAGAGAGGAAGAGAUUUGCAGGGGGAGUGGAAGGGGAAGAAUAUAUAGAGAGAGGGAGAGAGAGAGUCAGAGAGAGAGGGAAUUGUAGAGAGAGGGGGGGAAGAGAUGAAGAUCACGGCGCUUAUGGUUCUGAAAUGCAGUCCGGACGGGGGAUCGAACGGGGUAUCGGACUCGAUUAUCCUGGCGAACGCAGCGGACGUCAGCCAUUUCGGCUACUUCCAGAGGUCCAGCGUCAAGGAGUUCAUCGUCUUCGUCGGUCGUACCGUCGCCAAGCGAACGCCUCCCGGCCAGCGCCAGUCCGUCCAGCACGAAGAAUACAAGGUGCAUUCUUACAAUAGAAAUGGUAUUUGCGCGCUGGGAUUUAUGGAUGACCACUAUCCAGUUCGAAGUGCAUUUUCCCUGCUCAACCAGGUUCUAGAUGAGUAUCAAAAAAAUUUUGGUGAUUCAUGGAGGACUGUGCAAGCUGAUAAUACUCAACCUUGGCCCUAUCUGAAUGAAGCUCUGACCAAAUUUCAGGACCCAGCAGAGGCUGAUAAGUUAUUGAAAAUUCAAAGAGAGUUGGAUGAGACAAAAAUUAUCCUUCAUAAAACCAUUGAUAGCGUGCUUGCACGAGGUGAGAAGCUGGACAGUUUAGUUGAGAAGAGUUCAGAUCUCAGUUCAGCAUCACAGAUGUUCUACAAGCAGGCGAAAAAAACCAAUCAAUGCUGUACUAUAUUAUAAGCUUUACAAAGGAGGGCCAAUCCAUUAUGGCAUUUAUUAUGCAAAUUCUAGUGUUGGAAGAUAUAUGGAUUAUGAAAAGGUGAUUGUAAUCUGUUUAUAAAUGAUUUAUCAGUUGUUGUUUGGCAGAAUUCUCUUAUGGCUUUUUCUUCUUUUAUGUUUUGUGGAUCAAAGAAGGAAAGGGAAUCAGCUGAUAUAGCAGUGUUUUCCUUGGUAUUAUAAUAGGAAUAUGCUUCUUAUGGCAGGCAUGGUCACGUUACUUAAUGUGGAGAUGUUAUGUGAGAUUUCUCC
This is a messenger RNA of Malania oleifera, 1087 nucleotides long. RefSeq names its product VAMP-like protein YKT61. The record is from RefSeq and is a predicted model, not a curated record. The transcript is spliced from 6 exons. Gene Ontology annotation, biological process: endoplasmic reticulum to Golgi vesicle-mediated transport. The coding region runs from base 185 to 799 and encodes 204 amino acids. Gene Ontology annotation, molecular function: SNAP receptor activity. NCBI's taxonomy places the organism in Eukaryota, Viridiplantae, Streptophyta, Magnoliopsida, Santalales, Ximeniaceae. Gene Ontology annotation, cellular component: membrane; Golgi apparatus.